Messenger RNA from Cornus florida, 669 nucleotides. RefSeq lists its product as uncharacterized. The record is from RefSeq and is a predicted model, not a curated record. Lineage: Eukaryota; Viridiplantae; Streptophyta; Magnoliopsida; Cornales; Cornaceae. The coding region runs from base 1 to 669 and encodes 222 amino acids. The transcript is spliced from 2 exons.
AUGCAGAUUCAGGAUGAUCCCUCACUGAAGUGGCCAUCGAAGCUGAAAUCUGAUCCCUCAAGAAGGCGUCGAGACAAAUAUUGCAAGUUCCAUAGAGAUCGUGGACAUAUCACGGAAGAUUGUAUCGACUUAGAAGAUCAGAUUGAGAAUUUGAUUCGAAGAGGUCACCUGCGAAGGUUUAUGGUGGGAGAUGAUAGACGGGGUACUAAUCUCGCACAAGGGAGGCGGGACAAUUAUCCACCAGAACAACAACCAGUAGGCGGGAUCAGAGUUAUAUCCGGAGGGUAUGCAGGAGGAGAGGCUGAUGCCAAAGGGAUCCAGCAACCCUAUGAUGAUCCUCUGGUUGUCUCUAUGGUCAUAGCUAACUACACCAUAAGGCGUAUACUUAUUGACAAUGGGAGUUCAGCUGAUAUAAUAUUUUCCCAUGUAUUCAACCAAAUGAUGAUAGGCCAGGAAAGGUUACGACCCAUGAAUUCUCCUCUCGUGGGGUUUUCAGGAGAUAAGGUGAAUUCACUGGGAGUAGUUACGCUUCCAGUGACUGCAAGAACUAGCCCAAAGCAGGUCACUUUUAUGGUUGAUUUUAUAGUGGUGGAUUGCCCUUCAGCGUAUAACAUUAUUCUUGGGAGGACAGCCCUAAACUCUAUUAGAGCCAUUACUUCAACUUACUAA